Molecule: messenger RNA, 234 nt
Organism: Rotaria sp. Silwood2
Lineage: Eukaryota; Metazoa; Rotifera; Eurotatoria; Philodinida; Philodinidae
Source: the annotation of a GenBank genome assembly
AUGCAAGCUUUUGUCAUGCUCUUCUUAGUGGUUGCAGCAUUGAUGAGCAAUGGUGUCUAUUCAUUACCUGCAAUCAAUAUUACAGAUACUAAAUUAUCAAAUCAAAUGACUAAAACAUUGAGCAAAGCUCUUUUAACUGAAGGUGAACAACAGCAACGACAAUCUAUUCGAGCUGAUUCUCGAGGUAAGAUAAAAAAUAAUGAAAGAGAAAAAGGACCUGAGAUUUUUCUUUAG